AUGAGAUCUUUUUCUCCAGGAUACUACCAGCCGGCAGGUCCAUUGAUCAAAGAGAGCAGCGCAGAUGCAGAGCGGGCGCUGACUCGGUACCACCCCACUCCUCACUACCACGCGCCACACCCUCCUGUUCUCCAACAGUAUGGUCCGUAUUACCCGACCGAUCUCUGCUAUGGGCGGUAUUACCGGCCGCCUGGACCUUACCACAUGCCGCCCCCACAGCCCGACUCGCCGAUGGUUGGUGUUAGUGAGCCCUAUCCACCGCAGUAUUACAGCUCACCGCCAUGUUACCAACAUUCACCUCAAAGGAUACCAUAUGUUGAGUAUCGAGGAUGCCCGUGCCCACUUAACGCGUGUCCAAAAAACGUCCUUAUUGGGCCCGCUACUGGUAAAGCCCCGACCGGUGGCGGCCCAGAUGUCCCCUCAACACUUGCGCCACCCGGGGCCGCCUUCCGACCGAAGGUGCGGGCGGGCGCGCUUGACCCUGCAGACAAACAUAGCAGCGGAAAGGACCCGCCCUUAGAGCCGGAGCCCCCGGAGCCUCCGACAGCAGCAGACGCGCCCCACCCGUGUCCGCUACCGGCCAUGGGUGGGGCUUCGCCCAAAAGAGAGCUUUACGACGUACGAGAUGGCCUACGGAUUAAUGGAGAUUUACCAGGCCCGGAAGCACUUGGCCCACCGUCACCAGCGCGAGGAUCCGCCGGCAUAUGCGCUCCGCAACCGCCCCCUAUUGCGCCUAGAAGAGCUCGACUAGGAAAAGAAAUGGCCAGGCGAUCUCUAGCUGGAGACGACACCACUAUACUUCUUACGCCACAGCCUUCAUCUCAUCAGGAAAUGGAUGACGACGUUCUCGCCAUAUCGCCACCUAUAUCGGCACCUAUAGACCUCUCAUCAUCUGACGAAAGAUCCACCCCUCUCGUUGACGUUAAAAAAGAAAACGAAGGCCCCACCUAUGCACCCUGCAGAAAACCCGAUGCGCAAGCUCUCAGAGAACACAACUCUACCAUGGCACUAUCGGAAUCUGCAGGCACGGAUUCGGCUAAACCAUCUAAAAGAAGGCAUUCUAAAUCCAAACUUGAAAUCGAGAUGAAAGACGUGCAAUUAGAAGACGUUUGUAAAACAAAUGGAAUAGGAGAGCACGUUAAGUUGCAAAAGCGACGCAAAGUUUCGGGCGAUCAAAGUGAACCUAUUCGAAUAGAAACGGUAACAAAAGAACCAAAAAAGAGAUUAAGUCAACAUAAAAAGACACCUAAAACUCCAACAGAGAAGAAAGGCAAUAAAAGAAAAUCUGAUUCCGUUUGCAAUGAACCUAAAGCUAAGAAAAUGCUUCUGGACCCUGCUUCGACUAAUGACCAAAGACUCCAAAAUGUUGCUGAACCUAAAAAUAAGUCCAUAGAAGAUAAUUUGUGUCCUACACAAAAAACAAAAAGUGCUGAGGUUUUAGAUAAUCUGAUUAAGAAAAAUAGUGUAGAGGGAUACAACUCUGAAAAUGACAUUAAUCCUGCUGCGUUAUUUUUGCCUACUAAUCAAAAUAUAGCUCAAAGUACAAAGAAAACUUUAAAUAUAAACAACAAUGUUGUUGAAAAUAACACAACUAUUAGUGGGGUGACUCCGGAAACUAUAGCAGCGGUGAGCCAACUAAUUGAGAAAAAGUUAGCCAGUAAAAACUCUUACAAACUAGAAAAUAUAGAUUCAAAAAUAACGCAUAAUAUGCAAUCAGUAUUAAACAAUAAUGCCUCAACCGACGUCCUUCUAAACUUCAAAGAAGAUAAGAAGAACCGAGUGCUUGCAAACGUUGAAAAAUGUGGGGAUAAAAGUGUUAGUGUAAAAGACAUUUGCGGACUUUCGAAAGUAAAAACUGAGAGUGUAACAGCCAAUCAAAUUAAAUGUGAAAAUUAUACCAAAACACUGAAAGCGUUAAAAUCGCAAAAGUGUAAAUUCGUUACCCAAAACCCAGAAACCGAACUGGACAAGUUUAUAUGUGAUAGCAGUUGUGAAUCUCAAAGUGUAAAGAAGGAAGGUCUGGAACUAAUAACCGACAUUUCCUUAAUCGACGGCGGUGAAGAUAAAUCGGAUGAAAUUUCGUCCUCCAUCGAUAGUGAUCUCAAACGGAAAGCUGUGGAGAAUGUAGUGAAACUAUUAGUGUCGAAACGUCAAGCCCAAAUAGAGGAAGCUGAGAAAGAGGACAAAGACAUAGAUGAGGAAAAGGUGAAACGGUGUAAAUUCGGGAACGGUGAGAAGAAGAGUGUGGAAAAGGUUGCCAAGUUAUUAGUGUCUAAAAAGACUGUUAUUAAAACGGACGAGGCUGCUCUAGUGAUCGAAGAUGCCUGUUCUUCACCCGUGCCGGGGCUGAAGAGACGCGCUAGGCGAAGGCGCAGUGUGGGCCGGAGGGUUAGGAGGGUUGCCCCCCCUCUCGACCCUCCAGAUUUCAAACCCCGGCCGCCCCCAAGGUGGAGCAAUGGAUGGAAUUGGGACGGAGAAUACUUUUUCUCGAAAGUCUACCUCAAUAAUGACUCGCGCCUAGACCGCACAGCGCGUUGUUGGUCACGUAUGACCCACGCCAGUGGAGACCGCGUGGCGCGAGGUGACUGUGUCUUGCUGCGAGCUUCGCAGGCUCGCGCCCAACCCUUUGUCGCCAGAGUCGCUAGUCUGUGGGAAAACCCUGAUGACGGAGAAAUGAUGGUAUCUCUUGUGUGGUACUAUCGACCCGAACACACAGACCGCGGCCGAUUGCCCGCUGACGCCCCGGACGAAGUGUUCGCCUCCCGACACAGGGACGCCAACUCCGUCGCCUGUAUUGAAGACAAAUGCUAUGUACUCACCUUUAACGAGUACUGCCGCUAUAGAAAACGGCUAAAAGCGGCUGAGGAGGGUAUAAGAAUCACUCCCUCUAUCGUGCCGCCCUUCCCAGCCAGUGAGGUGACGCCUGCCAUAGCCCCCACGGACACCAAACUCCCUCCUUCCGUAUCCCCCGAGCUGGUACUCUUCUGUCGGAAGGUAUACGAUUUCAGAACCAAGAAAAUACACGUCCCUAAUAAAUGA
Messenger RNA from Pieris macdunnoughi, 3039 nucleotides. The record is from the annotation of a GenBank genome assembly. NCBI's taxonomy places the organism in Eukaryota, Metazoa, Arthropoda, Insecta, Lepidoptera, Pieridae.